This is a messenger RNA of Bursaphelenchus okinawaensis, 597 nucleotides long. The record is from the annotation of a GenBank genome assembly. NCBI's taxonomy places the organism in Eukaryota, Metazoa, Nematoda, Chromadorea, Rhabditida, Aphelenchoididae.
AUGUUCAUGGUAUCCGCACCAUCCCCAAUCACCCACUCCUUCUGUGGCCAACAAGCCACCACUUCACGUCAACAAUUUGCCAACGAAUGUGACGAGCUGGCCGCUCACGUACAGCCCAAAUUGUCAUCAGUCCGCAAGAUCUCGGCUGGUGGCCUUGGUGGUCUUCGCCGUACCGUCUCGUCCCUUCAAUCGGCCAAGCCAUGCCUCCUGAGCGACAUGGACAACGACUGUGUAGUUGAAGCCAAACAAGUUGAGAUGGACUUUGCCACCUUGACCAACCAAGCCUUCUACCUUCGUGUCAAGGCUCCAAAUGGCGAGAUCUCCGAGAGAAUGCCAUUCCCAUGCUACGGACAGACCAACCACUUCAGUCCAAUGCAGAACGGCUGUGGUCACGGCGACUGGGAGUUUAUUGUUGAGAAGGAGGUGAAGAAGAACAAGUUUGUGGCUGUCAACAAGGACAAGAUCUACCUGGACGGCGUUGGCACCUUGUUCUUCACCAUCGACGACAACCUGAAGGUGAAGUUGGCUUCGCAGGAGUUCUUGCGUCUUCCAUCGGCUUCGCAGUGCUGCUCCAAGGUUGGCCGCAGGUUCAAUUAA